GUCAAGUUGAAUUAAAACGAAAAGCAUCGACAAGAAAGAAUUCUUUUAAGAUAAAACAAAGAAAAAAUGGCAUUUAAAUUCGUGAUCCUGUGCGCUACUUUGGCUGCUGUUAGUGCUGGAGUAAUUGAAACUGGUUGGCAACCAAAUCCAUGGAACCCUCAUACGGCUACAAUUAUCCAACCUGCAACAACAAUUGUUAAGCAACCUGCAAUUAUUAAGAAAGUUGUAGAAGCAGAAUCACCAGCAAAUUAUGAAUUCAACUAUGAAGUCCAUGACACAAACACUGGAGAUAUCAAGCGUCAACACGAAAAGGCCGAGAAUGGUCACAUUUCUGGACAGUACUCAUUAGUUGAUCCAGAUGGUUUCAGACGUGUUGUAUCAUACACAGCUGAUGAUCAUCAUGGUUUCCAAGCUAAUGUACAACGUGAGCCAGUUGAUCAAAAGCUUCUUGUACAUCCACAACAAGUUGUUACUAAAGUUAUUCAACCAGCAGUCACUAAAGUCAUCCAACCUGCAACAAUUACAAAAGUUUUAUCUCCAGCACCAGCUCAUGGAUGGCAAGCAGCUCCAAGUCACGGAUGGCAAGCACCAACAGUCUUGAAAGUUCAAGCACCUUCACAUGGAUGGCAACCAAAUCCACACGCUGCUAAUCCAUGGGGUUAAACUUAAAACUAUUUUAAAUCGACAAACGCUUAAUUCUUUGUUCACUCUGCCUGCUCUUUGAAUCAUUCUGCACCGCAAUGUUCAUACACAUCAAUUCAUAUUAUAAAUACGCACAUAAAUUACACAAAUAUUAUAAGUAAACAGGGUAAAUUUAUUUUGUACAUUUUUUGUUGAUUACAAUAUUCAAGAAAAAAAAACUAAAAUGAAAACUAAGGUGAUUUUAUAUAAUUGAACAAAAAAUGUCAAUAAUGAAUUAAUAAAAAAUAUAAACAAGAAGCAUAUAUUUUUGU
Messenger RNA from Chironomus riparius, 953 nucleotides. Lineage: Eukaryota; Metazoa; Arthropoda; Insecta; Diptera; Chironomidae. The record is from the annotation of a GenBank genome assembly.